AUGUCUAUUUUGGUUACUAGAGCGCUUCCAGCGCUGAAUCUCGGCCGUGUUGCAGGUGCGCGUGCUGUUCCAAGAGUUGUGGCCAACUCGUUUGUCAGAUUCGCUGGAACUUUCGACAGAUCCAAGCCCCACGUCAACAUUGGUACGAUUGGGCAUGUGGAUCACGGCAAAACCACUUUGACCGCUGCCAUCACCAAGGUGCUUUCUGAAAACGGAGGUGCCUCUUUCCUGGACUACUCUGCCAUUGACAAGGCUCCAGAAGAGCGUGCUAGAGGUAUCACUAUCUCCACUGCCCACGUUGAGUACGAAACUCCUAAGAGACACUAUUCGCACGUGGACUGUCCAGGCCAUCAAGAUUACAUCAAGAACAUGAUUACUGGUGCUGCUCAGAUGGACGGUGCUAUUAUUGUUGUUGCUGCCACCGACGGACAAAUGCCUCAAACCAGAGAGCACUUGUUGCUUGCUAGACAGGUUGGUGUUCAGAAACUGGUUGUCUUCGUCAACAAGGUCGACACCAUUGACGACCCAGAGAUGUUGGAGCUUGUUGAGAUGGAAAUGAGAGAGCUCUUGAGCUCUUACGGCUUUGACGGUGAUGAGACCCCGGUCAUCAUGGGAUCUGCUCUGUGUGCUUUGGAAGGAAGACAACCAGAGAUCGGAAAGCAGGCUAUCGAGAAGCUGAUGAACGCUGUUGACGAGUACAUCCCAACCCCUGUUAGAGACCUUGAGCAGCCAUUCCUGUUGCCUAUCGACGAGGUCUUUUCCAUCUCGGGAAGAGGUACUGUUGUUUCUGGUACUGUCGAGAGAGGUGUGCUGAAGAAGGGUGAGGAAGUUGAGAUUGUUGGAGGCAAGAACGCCACUCCUCUCAAGACCACUGUGACCGGUAUUGAGAUGUACCACAAGGAGCUUGACCAAGCCAUGGCUGGUGACACUCCAGGUAUUCUCCUGAGAGGUAUGAAGAGAGAGCAAAUUCAAAGAGGUAUGAUUGUCGCCAAGGUUGGCUCUUUGAAGUCCUACAAGAAGUUCCUGGCCUCCAUGUACAUUCUGACCAAGGAGGAGGGAGGAAGACACACUCCAUUCUCGGAGAACUACAGACCACAGAUGUUUGUGAGGACCACCAACGUCAGUGUCACCCUGAGAUUCCCAGACUCCGAGGAGGACCACUCCAAGCAGGUCAUGCCAGGAGACAACGUGGAGAUGGUGUGCGAGAUGCUCCACCCUGUUGCUCUGGAGGUUGGCCAGAGAUUCAAUCUCAGAGAGUCUGGAAAGACCGUCGGUACUGGUAUGAUUACCAGACUGUAUGAGUAG
Molecule: messenger RNA, 1305 nt
Organism: Ogataea angusta
Lineage: Eukaryota; Fungi; Ascomycota; Pichiomycetes; Pichiales; Pichiaceae
Exons: 1
Coding region: 1-1305 (434 amino acids)
Biological process (GO): mitochondrial translational elongation
Cellular component (GO): mitochondrion
Molecular function (GO): GTP binding; GTPase activity; translation elongation factor activity
Source: RefSeq, a predicted model, not a curated record